Molecule: messenger RNA, 3335 nt
Organism: Nipponia nippon (crested ibis)
Lineage: Eukaryota; Metazoa; Chordata; Aves; Pelecaniformes; Threskiornithidae
Source: RefSeq, a predicted model, not a curated record
AUGAGCCAUGAGCCGAAGUCACCGUCCCUAGGAAUGCUCUCCACCGCCACCCGCACCACCGCCACCGUCAGCCCCCUCACCCCCUCGCCACUCAAUGGCUCCAUCGUCCCCAAUGGCAGCCCGGCAGCCAGCAGCACUUUGUCCGUCCAGGCAGCACCUUCCUCCAGCUUUGCCGCCGCUCUCCGCAAGCUCGCCAAGCAAGCCGAGGAGCCCAGAGGGUCCUCGAUAAGCAGCGAGUCGUCCCCGGUCUCCUCGCCAGCCACCAACCACAGCUCCCCCGCCAGCACGCCCAAGCGCGGCCCCAUGGGCCCCAUCAUCGUGCCCCCGGGGGGGCACAGCGUGCCCAGCACGCCGCCCGUCGUCACCAUCGCCCCCACGAAGACGGUCAACGGGGUCUGGAGGAGCGAGGGCAGACAGCAAGAAGCAGGGUCACGAGGCAGCAGCAGCAGCAGUGGCCGUGAGCGCCUCAUCUCCGAGCCCCCCCUCGUGCAGGAGAAAGCGGGGGGCCCUGCUGUCCCCUCCCACCUCCUGGGGACACCCUACUCCUUCGGGCUGCCCCCCAGCUCCGUGGUCCAGGACUCCCGCUUCCCGCCUCUCAACCUGCAGCGGCCGGUUCACCACGUGGUGCCUCCCAGCGCCGUCACCGAGGAUUACCUGCGCAGCUUCCGUCCCUACCACACCGCCGAGGACCUCCGCAUGUCCUCCCUGCCGCCCCUCAGCCUGGAUCCAGCCGCCGCUGCUUACUACCACCCCAGCUACCUGACACAUCACCCCUUCCCGCACCCUGCCUUCAGGAUGGACGAGUCAUACUGCCUGUCAGCGCUGCGGUCCCCCUUCUACCCGCUGCCAGCCCCAGGCUCGCUGCCGCCCCUGCACCCCUCGGCCAUGCACCUGCACCUCUCGGGGGUACGGUACCCCCCUGAGCUCUCGCACUCCUCCCUCUCCGCCCUGCAGUCUGAGCGCAUCUCCAGCCUCGCCGCCGAGAGGCUGCAAAUGGACGAGGAGCUGCGGCAGAGGGAGCGGGAGCGGGAACGGGAGCGGGAGAAGGAGCGGGAGCGAGAAGCCGACCGGGAGCGGGAGAAGGAGCGCGAACGGGAGCGGGAACGAGAGAAAGAGCUGGAGCGGGAGCGGGAGAAAGAACGGGAACGGGAGCUGGAGAGGCAGCGGGAACGCGCCCGGGAGAAGGAGCUGAGCAUGGUGAAAGCCAUGGAGGGGCCCUUCCUUCCCGUGGCCGAGCUGCACGGGCUGCGGGGACACCCAGCCGAGGAGCGGGGCAAACCGGCGGAGCCACUGGCGCCCGGCAGACCAGAGAAACUCAAGGACUCAGUGCUGCCGACGCCAAAGCCCAUCCAGCACCCGCUGCACCCGCCGCCGGCCACCCACCACCCUGUGCCCAGCCUCAUCCCCAACCACAACGUGUUCCCGCUGCCGGGGAGCAGCGCGGCCACGGCGCUGCUCAUCCACCGCACCAAUGAGGAGGAGAAGUGGCUGGCCCGGCAACGCCGGCUGCGCCAGGAGAAGGAAGAUCGGCAAUCCCAAGUCUCAGAGUUUCGGCAACAAGUGCUGGAGCAGCACCUUGACAUGGGGCGCACCCCGAGCCAGCCCGAGCCCGAGCAUCGGCCUGAGCACCCCAGGUCAGGAUCGAGCCGCCACGAGCCGAGCGGCCGGGAGCCAGCGCAGCACUUCGGCGGGCCCCCACCGCUCAUCUCCCCCAAGCCCCAGCACCACCCCGUCACCACGUCCCUCUGGAACCCCUCUCAUGCCAGCCUCUCUCCAUCCCCAGGUUACUACUAUGACCUGGACGACUCCUGCGAUGACAGCGAUGAGGAGGAGGUGCGGGCCCAUCUCCGCUGCGUGGCCGAGCAGCCCCCGCUGAAGCUGGACACGUCCUCCGAGAAGCUGGAGUUCCUGCAGCUCUUCGGCCUCACCACGCAGCAGCAGAAGGAGGAAUUGCUGAGCCAGAAGCGGCGCAAGCGCCGGCGGAUGCUGCGGGAGAGGAGCCCCUCGCCGCCGACGGUGCAGAACAAGCGCCGCACGCCCUCCCCGCGCCUCCCGCUCUCCACCCGCUACAGCCCCGACGAGAUGAACAACAGCCCCAACUUCGAGGAGAAGAAGCGCUUCCUCACCAUCUUCAACCUCACGCACAUCAGCGCCGAGAAGAGGAAAGACAAGGAGAAGCUGGUGGAGAUGCUCCAGGCCAUGAAGCAGAAGACCACGCCGGCUGCCGUGGUGGUGAAGAGCUCCCCGCGGGACAGCCCCAGCGGCCUCGCCACCGAGCUGCCGGUGCCACCGCUCCUGCUGGAUCUGGAUAAACCUGUGGGCAUCGCCGUCUCCAUGCCAGAGGCGCAGAAGACGGCGGAACCCGGCAGGUUAGACCAGCUGAGACCCCAGGAGCUACCGAGGGCUAAGGAUUCGGCCACCGCGCCGGCGGAGAAGCCCCGGCUGAGUGACGGGCACCCCGGGAAGAAGGCGCUGAGCAUCCUCAGCUACGUCAGGGGUCCCCUGCCCAAGGACAUCCCGGUGCCGCUGUCCCACAGCAUGAACGGCAAGAGCAAGCCCUGGGAGCCCUUCAUCGCCGAGGAGUUUGCCCACCAGUUCCACGAGUCGGUACUGCAGUCCACCCAGAAGGCGUUGCAGAAGCACAAAGGUAACGGCAGACGCGGGAAGCUGGCUGGCUUCAGGGAGGGCAGCGCUGGGGCGGGGGACGCGGGGAGCGGGUGGCCAAGGCCCACCCCCCCCAUCCACUACAACAUCCCCGAGCUGCAGGCGUCCAGCCGCCUGGCCGCCCCCCCGCACAACGGCACGGCCGAGGGGCCGCUGCCCCACCGGCCACUGCCCCCGCUGCCCCGCGACUCGGCCUCCGAGGAAGAGGAGGAGGAGGAGGAGGAGGAAGAGGAGGAAGAGUACCCCAGGCCCAAGUGGCAAGGGAUCGAGGCAAUUUUUGAAGCUUACCAGGAACAUAUAGAAGAACAAAACCUGGAGCGCCAAGUGCUGCAGACCCAGUGCCGGCGGCUGGAGGCCCAGCACUACAGCCUGAGCUUGACGGCAGAGCAGCUUUCGCACAGCAUGGCGGAAUUAAGGACCCAGAAGCAGAAGAUGGUCUCGGAGCGCGAGCGCCUGCAAGCCGAGCUGGAUCACCUGCGGAAGUGCCUUGCCUUGCCUGCAAUGCAGUGGUCUAGGGGUUAUUUCAAGGGGUAUCCCAGGUGACGCUCCUUGGGCUAGGCCGAACAUAUAGUCUAGAAAUAAUAAUCUAUUUUAUUACCUUGAAUAUUUAAUAUUUUUCACUGGGAGGUUUGAAGCUAAAAAAAUAAAAUUAAAAAAAAAAAUAAAAAUAA